AUGGUCGAAAACAACGAGCCUUCAUCUCCGCCUGUUGCCGUACCUUUCAUAGUCAACCCUGUUUCGGCACUCAACAUAGAUUUUGCACCUGCUUUCCAGUCAUCUUCGGACCCGGUCAUUGACGAUGAGUCUUCUCCUUCGUCUAUUGCGGUGCCGCUUACAGACGACCCUACUCCAGCGAUAAUAAUUGCCCAUAAGCCUUCCUCAGUCUCGCCUGCUUCGACGUCAGUUAUAGAGGACGACAUUACUUAUCACCCACAAGCCUUCUCCCCCCUCGACUUCUACCCCGACUUCUUCUUCGCCCUCUUCUUUGCAUUCUUCUUCGACUUCUUCCUCGACUUCUUCCUCGGCCCCCAGCUCAAUUCCCUCGACUCUCUUCUUGGCUCCCUCUUCGACAUCCUCUCCGACUCGUUCUUCGUCUCGUUCGGUGCCGCUUAUAAACAACCCAUUAUCGGCGCUAAUCGUUAG
This is a messenger RNA of Lasiodiplodia theobromae, 468 nucleotides long. Its product is annotated as Glycosyltransferase family 2. The transcript has 2 exons. NCBI's taxonomy places the organism in Eukaryota, Fungi, Ascomycota, Dothideomycetes, Botryosphaeriales, Botryosphaeriaceae. The record is from RefSeq and is a predicted model, not a curated record. The coding region runs from base 1 to 468 and encodes 155 amino acids.